This is a messenger RNA of Dibothriocephalus latus, 366 nucleotides long. Lineage: Eukaryota; Metazoa; Platyhelminthes; Cestoda; Diphyllobothriidea; Diphyllobothriidae. The record is from the annotation of a GenBank genome assembly.
AUGUUCGACCGCUUGCGGAAGAUGCCGCAGACCGGCCAUUAUCCUGCCGCCUGUGGUCGUUUCAAGGUCACAGGGGUGCGUGACCUCACAGUUGAUUACGACAGCUCAUACCCGGACAAGAAAGCCCGACUACCUGUUAGUGCUUCGAGCCAGAUGAUAACCUUCACUUUUGACAACGGUGUUACCCUCACCCUUCGUACCAGCGGCACCGAGCCCAAGAUCAAGUACUAUUCAGAGCUUUGCGCCAAGCCCACCGACAAGCGUUCGUUCGCCGAGCUUGAAGCUGAAUUGGCAGAACUGAUUGGCAUCAUGGUUGAAGAUUUCUACCAACCAAAGAUCAACGGUUUUACGGCCAGAUCCGAUUGA